Molecule: messenger RNA, 1080 nt
Organism: Momordica charantia (bitter melon)
Lineage: Eukaryota; Viridiplantae; Streptophyta; Magnoliopsida; Cucurbitales; Cucurbitaceae
Product: S-adenosyl-L-methionine-dependent methyltransferases superfamily protein
Source: RefSeq, a predicted model, not a curated record
UUUACUUCAAUAUUUUCUCUUGGGUCACGGCCCAUCUGAAGAAACCGACCAAACCCAUUGGGACAAAAAGCCCAUACCAUAACCUUCAGACAAUCCCUCACUCCGUCCGUCGAGAAGGCUUUAGCUUCAGCGAGUAGCGGUGGUUCCGCCAUGAAAUUCACAGAUUCUCCGGUCAUACAGCUUCCGGUGGGGGACGCCGUCCUCUCCCUCCAGCAAGACAACGGUUCUAUGCACGUCGGCACCUCCGUCUGGCCCUGUUCUCUUGUUCUCGUCAAAUUCGCCGAUCGAUGGGCCUCAAUCGCCCCCACCGGAAACCCUUAUUCCUCCCUCCUCGAUUUCCGCGGCAAACGCGCCGUCGAGAUCGGCUGCGGCUGCGGCGCCGCCGGGAUGGGCCUCUACCUCCUCGGCCUCACCGAUAUUCUUCUCACCGAUAUAUCUCCGGUCCUUCCGGCCCUCAAACAUAACAUCAAACGCAACAAGCCCGUCCUUAAGAAAGCCCUAAAGCACUCUGUUCUUUACUGGAAUAACCCUGCCCAAAUUUCCGCCCUUAAUCCGCCGUUUGAUAUAGUGAUCGCUACUGAUGUCGUUUACAUUGAGGAAACGGUCGGCCCCCUUAUUUCGGCCAUGGAUGCGCUAAUUGGGACCGACGGCGUCGUGCUGUUGGGAUACCAAUUGAGGUCCCCGGAAGCCGAUAAGCUCUUUUGGGAAAUGUGCGAUAGGGUUUUUCAAAUUGACAAGAUUCCACAUCAAGAUUUGCACCCCGAUUUUGCCUACGAGGAGGCCGAUGUCUUUGUACUGAGGAAGAAGGACACGGCCUCGAGAAGUUAAUUCGUGAGUUUAAUUUUUUUUUCUGUUACAUUGAGAAUUUUAUAGGUUGGAGCAAAUACUUUCAUUUUGGUAUUUGAUAUAUGAUGAGACCCUGCUAUAUUAUAGAGUUGAAUUUGCAAGUGUUCUGUGAUUUUUGUUACAUACAAAUCAUAAUUUGCAAGAUCAAUGGUUCUGUAUUGGCUAUUUAACAACUGGCGCUCUGUUUUUCCUUUUGAGUGAUAUCAAAGUCUCUUGCUUUCUUGUGUGUGCGCA